AAGUGUUUGUUCUUAGGGGGAUAGAAAUUUUUUGACGUGAUUAUAGGAAAUGGAAUUUUUAUCGAAGUGUGUUUGUGUUUGACUUAAUGAUAAGUAAUUACUUAAAAACUUCCAUACAUCUUGGGGCUUUGUCAGUAUUAGGUAGGUUGUUGAUGCUAAAUCAACGGGUUUUGGAAAUUUUGUGCCUAAGGAGACACAAUGUUUUAUUAAAAUGACUCUCUUCGUACUUAUCGCAAUUUCAUCCCUCGUCACAAUCUCGUCGCAAAGCGAGUCCUGCGAGAGCAAAAUCUACUGCCAAGGCUCUUUGCUCCACAUGGUCCAAAUGUCUCGAGUUUUCCCCGAUUCAAAAAUCUUCGUCGACAUGAAAAUGCAACACGAUGAAAAAACCACGCUGGAAAACUUUGACCAGUUUUUGAAAACGACAAACUCUAGACCAAAUCGGAAAGAAAUCAAGAAAUUCGUCAACGAACAUUUCAAACACUUCCAAGAGUUCGACAACUGGGUCCCACCGGAUUUUACGCCAAAACCGGAUUUUUUGGACAGGAUCAGCGACUCAGAAAUCCGGGAUUUCGCCCAGAAAGUGGUCAAAAUCUGGCCAAGAUUAGCGCGAAAAAUCAAAAAGGAGGUAUUGGAAUCAUCGGAAUUUUUCUCCCUAUUGCCGGUCCCCAACGGGUUUGUGGUACCAGGAGGGCGAUUCCGGGAGUUCUACUACUGGGACUCUUACUGGAUCAUGAAAGGGCUUCUUCUGUGCCAAAUGCACGAAACUGUCAAGGGAAUGUUGGACAAUUUUGCUUUGAUUAUCCGAAAAUAUGGGUUUUUGCCCAAUGGGGCUCGAGUCUACUACUUGAACCGAUCGCAACCUCCACUUCUUAGUAUCAUGGUGGGGGAGUAUUUAAAAGUAACGAACGAUACAGAGUGGUUGCGAAAAAAUAUUGAUAUAUUGGACAAAGAAUUGCAAUAUUUUCUCGAAAAUAAGCUAACGACUGUGAUAAAAAACGGUAUUAAGUACAGUUUGGCCCAUUAUGUGGCUAAUAGUGACACUCCGCGUCCAGAGUCGUACUUCGAGGAUAUCAAAAGUGCCAAAAUUUUGAAAAGUGAGGAAGCUCGAGCUGAGUUGUGGAAAGAUUUGAAAAGUGCGGCUGAAAGUGGUUGGGAUUUUUCGUCUCGAUGGAUGGUUGACUAUGUUGGUGGUACCAAAACCAAUUUGACUCAUAUCCAGACACGGAGAAUAAUCCCAGUGGAUCUUAAUGCGUUCCUUUGCCAGGCAUUUCAGAAAUUGUCCGAGUUUUAUACCAUUUUAGAUGACCACAAAAGUGCCAUUUUUUGGCUCCAAAAGUCACAUUUGUGGCAACAAAAUCUAGAACAAGUGUUUUUUGAUCACAUGGAUGGUGUUUGGUAUGAUUGGGAUAAUGGGUUGAAUAGACCAAGGAAGGGUUAUUAUGCUAGUAAUUUGACCCCAUUAUGGACACAAUGUUACCACCCGGAAAAUUCGGCUUAUUUAGGGCAAAAAGCGGUGCAGUAUUUGUCAAAAAAUGGAAUUUUGGACUUUGAUGGUGGUAUUCCUGCGUCACUUAUCAACAGUGGGGAACAAUGGGACUUUCCAAAUGCCUGGCCACCCCUCCAAUCAAUUGUCAUUUUCGGCCUUGACCGGACUGGUGACUUUGAAGCCCAAAAAACAGCUCAAGACUUGGCCCAAAAAUGGAUCCGGUCAAAUUUGGAGAGUUUCCACGAAACGGGUCAAAUUUUCGAAAAGUACAAUGUGCAAUACAGCGGUCAAAGUGGGCGUGGAGGAGAGUACGAUGUCCAACACGGCUUUGGAUGGACCAACGGUGUACUUUUCGAACUUAUAAACCGGUAUUACACUCAGGAAAAAUAAAAUUUUAUUGAGUAAGAUUUUUGUUUAUUUGACAUCUCUUGUCAAAAUUCACUUUCCUUCAUGUUGGUGUACAAAUUGGUGUAAAAAUGCCUGUCCCGGCUAAAA
This is a messenger RNA of Tribolium madens (black flour beetle), 1981 nucleotides long. Its product is annotated as trehalase-like. Gene Ontology annotation, molecular function: alpha,alpha-trehalase activity. The transcript is spliced from 2 exons. The record is from RefSeq and is a predicted model, not a curated record. The coding region runs from base 212 to 1876 and encodes 554 amino acids. Gene Ontology annotation, biological process: trehalose catabolic process. Lineage: Eukaryota; Metazoa; Arthropoda; Insecta; Coleoptera; Tenebrionidae.